GGCAGUUUUGUACAGUACUCCAGCAAGCAACGACUUACAACAAGCAUUGCCGCACUGUCUUUUUCUCAUUCAUCCCACCCAAGAAACAUCACAAUGUGGAAGCCUAAUAGGCUGCUGUCGUCUCUUUCAGACUUGCAAAAUGGUCGCUGUCUCAGCUGUCAAUUGCGCAAGGCGACUGCGCACCUUGACAGACCUGCGCUGCGGUACUAUGCCAGCAGCAGCAACGGCAGCAGCGGCAGCAGCAGCAGCAGCAAACCCUCGCCCACGCCAGCUACAACCAAAGUCCCUUCCAAACCCGUCUACUCUCCAACAGCCUCCAAGAUUCCAACCCCAACACCCGGCCAAGACUUCGUGCCUCCACCUCUAGACCGACCCAUCGGGUCCCCCGUGCCUCCAAGUGAGGGACAAAACACCGGUGUCGACGAGCGAUCAUUCGGGCAACGACGAGAUGACUUUGUCAACUACGAGAGACACUUGGAAAGGCGGAAACAACUAGCCCACCAAGUAGCCAAGCCGUACUUCCGCGAAUGGAACAACAUGCGCCACCACGAAGGCAAGAGCUUCGUGGCGAACACGCGGCUCUUUAAGCGCGACAAGGCCCUGUACUUCCCCAACAUGCGGGGCAUCACGCUGGCCUCGAAGCGGCAGCCGCGCGAUACGACCCCGCUCUUCCGGGGCCGCAUCACCGUGGUCAACAUCUUCUCGAGCCUGUGGGCCGAGAACCAGACGUCGACGUUCACGCACCGGGAGAAGAACCCGGGAUUGUACGAGGCGUUUCAGGCAGCAGUGGAGGGGUCCUACGACAAGAACAUCGUGCAGAAGGUCGACAUUAACCUCGAGCAGAACCCGCUCAAAGGGGCGAUCGUCAAGAUGUUCAUGUGGUCGAUGCGCCGGAACCUGCCCAGCGCGCAGCACGACAAGUACUUCCUGGUGACCAAGGGCGUGGACGAGCGGCUGCGCGAGACGAUCGGCAUGAUGAACUCCAAGGUCGGGUAUGUCUACCUGCUGGACGAGAACUGCCGCAUCCGGUGGGCGGGCAGUGGCAACGCCGAGCCGGAGGAGAAGGAGGCGUUGAACAACGGCGUCCGGAAGCUGGCGCAGGAGCGCCGCGUGAGUGUGGAGAGUGAGACACCGGCGGCGGAGUGGGCCAGCGAGCAGAAGGCCGAGCAGGUGAAGAAGGCUAGGGUUGUGAUGCCUUGAUUUGGGGCAGCCAUGAUAGCCAAGCAUAUGGCGGUUGUAUGUGUAUGUACAUAUCAAGUAGCAUUGGUUGGGGGAUGCCGCACUGUAAGAUAGAUACUAGGUAUAUGCUAGCACGCAAAAAUAUCGAGACACCUCUCCC
Messenger RNA from Aspergillus aculeatinus CBS 121060, 1339 nucleotides. RefSeq lists its product as uncharacterized. The transcript has 2 exons. Gene Ontology annotation, biological process: mitochondrial proton-transporting ATP synthase complex assembly. The record is from RefSeq and is a predicted model, not a curated record. Bases 94 to 1200 code for a protein of 368 amino acids. Lineage: Eukaryota; Fungi; Ascomycota; Eurotiomycetes; Eurotiales; Aspergillaceae. Gene Ontology annotation, cellular component: mitochondrial inner membrane.